GACCUGCACAAAAUAAGACAGGAUUUGUAUUUUACUGCAGAAUAGAAACACAAGAACCGCAGACCGAAAGAGCUCAGAACCAGGCGAACAUAAAGAGAGAGAGAGAGAGAGAGAGAGAGAGAGAGAGAUGGAGAGAAUUUAAAAGAGGACACAGUGAUGACAAGCAAAAGGAACACCGUGACAAUGCUUUGGUCUGCUUUGCUGUCCCACCUCCUCAUACUGCUGUUUACAUGCGCAUACGUGCAAGCAGAAUGUCCCGCUAUCUGCUCCUGCAGCGAGAGCCUUCGGACGGUAGACUGUUCCUGGCGUGGACUGAGAAACCUGCCUGUCGGACUAGAGCAUAACAUUCAGUCUCUCAACAUGAGCCACAAUCGUCUAUCCGACCUGGACCAUCAUCUGAGCUCCUUCACGCACCUGCGCAUCCUGGACAUCUCCUACAACCGACUGCUUCAUUUUCCCGCCUCCCUCCCCCGGGCUCUGUGGGAACUCGACAUCUCUGGAAACCGUCUGCAUGUGCUUAACAAAGACGACACGGCGUACCAGUGGAACCUUAGGGUUCUGGAUCUGUCCGUCAAUAAGCUGGAGCGUGUCGUCUUCAUCAACAACACCCUCCCAAACCUGAAGUCUCUCAACCUCAGUCACAACAAGUUCUGGACGGUGCCCACCAACAUGCCGCAAAACGUAGAAACGGUGGAUUUAUCCCAUAACACCCUGGUUCAGAUCUUGCCAGGUUCAUUGAAUCGGUUACCCAAGUUGUCUCGGUUAUACUUGCACGCAAACCGCUUCGCCGCGGUUCACGAUGGAGCGUUCCAGCAUCUGCAAGGUCUGGAGCUUAUCGCGCUUGGAGACAACCCUUGGGCGUGUGAAGAUGCAGCAAAUAUUAGCCAUCUGUUGCUUUGGACCAAACGUACGUCCGCCCGGGUGUUGGGAUGCCCGUGUCACACGUGGCACACAUGCGGAGAGGCUCACCUGUCCCGGACGGGGAGCUGGCACUCUGGCACCUACACGCUGUCUCCAUACGUGUUUAGAAUCAAUGAGCGGAGUCAUCCAUCUAUCCAAGCGGUCACUACACAAUUCUGGUCCGAGACGUCACUCUUGAACACAAAAGAUGACCAAACAGCGACUGGGAGUGCCAAGGAGUCUUUCAAAAAGGAUGCCAUGUUUACUUCAAGAGUUCCCUAUUCAGAUACCUACACAACUACAGAUGGCCCUGUCACAACCGGCCACUUCACCACCAGCGACAUCAUGAGCUCCACCACCCGCAGGACAACUACUCUCCGUACCCGGAGUGUGAAGAGAGCGAAACAGAACUUUGGGAGAAACAAAAGUAAAGGAUGUUCCCGUUCGCUCUCCACAUCAGUUUACUGUUUGCUUCUUUUAACAGCCAUGACGUAAAAUAACUGAAGGUGUGAAAAAUGUCCUCAAAACCAUACACUAUGAAGUCAUGCUAACACACGGAUAACAUAUUUCGCACAUUCAGUCAUCGGUUUCAUUUAAUGAUUUUGAAAAAAGGAAUAAAAUGGACUAAAACGUUUUGUCUUGGAGCAUAUGGAGCAACAAACAGGUUUACAUACUCACAAAACAAAACAAUUAUUUGUUAUUGACAUAAAAAUAUAAAUAAAAGUAAAUAAAAACAAAUUUCAUACUUUGUUACUAAACCCCCCCCAAAAAUCUACUGAUGCCGUAUUAUAGCACUGUGUUAGGAAAAGAACACUUAUUUAUUUACUUUAUCAAUAAUUUGUUUCAUAAAUAGGACGCAGUCUGUGAAAACCCAGCUAGUUGUUUUUUAGUGAUUUACUGUUUUUUUUCCACAUAAUAUUGUCCUACAUGAUGUAAAGAACAUUCUGUGAAAAUAUAAUCUCUACCCGUUCUCAUCGUUUUGCAUAUAAAUAACAAGCUGUUGCAAUAUUGUGUAAUACGCACAGUGAAGUUCAAUUGUUCAAUUGAUCUUACCAAUAAAGAUAUCAAGAU
Triplophysa rosa is the source of this 1971-nucleotide messenger RNA. RefSeq names its product oligodendrocyte-myelin glycoprotein-like. The coding region runs from base 157 to 1395 and encodes 412 amino acids. Gene Ontology annotation, molecular function: protein binding. The record is from RefSeq and is a predicted model, not a curated record. NCBI's taxonomy places the organism in Eukaryota, Metazoa, Chordata, Actinopteri, Cypriniformes, Nemacheilidae. Gene Ontology annotation, biological process: neuron projection regeneration. The transcript has 2 exons.